This is a messenger RNA of Oikopleura dioica, 867 nucleotides long. NCBI's taxonomy places the organism in Eukaryota, Metazoa, Chordata, Appendicularia, Copelata, Oikopleuridae. The record is from the annotation of a GenBank genome assembly.
AUGAAUCCUGGCCUCACGAAUUACAAUGCAAUUGCCGUUCAACUCUUUGCGAUUGCAGACAAAUAUGAAGAUCGGUCCGUUGACCUUCUCAAGGGAGCUUUUGAAGCUUUCCCGGGAGCGAACUGGGCGAUUUUGACCGUUCCUCGACAAGUUCAGCAUUUUCCACUUCUUGAUUAUUUCCAAAGAGCGACUCCACGAAGUUCAUUCACAACAACUGAGGUCUACAUUGUCCAUCGUGCAGUAAUCCACGAGAUCGCAUCCGUGCGACAGGCGGCCGAAACUGACUUUGAAGCAAUCGAGAGCCUUGCUCCAGAAUUUUACAAGAACAUGAAAAUGUCUCUGAUAAAUGGACAAGGUCUCAACCCAACUCCAUCGAUUGGCACGCCCGAACUUCUAUCGACGUCAUAUUUGAUUUUCGCCGGCGAACACGCCGUUGGCGGUGUCAUCAUCGCCGCCGAGGAUAAAAUCGACGCUCUCAGAGCGAACUUCGAGAUUGAAGAUUUCGUAAACUUGGACUUGAUCGAACGAAGAGAGAAUCACAAAGUCCUGUACUGCUUCGUCGCUCCUGGUUUUCAUUCUCUUGGAAAAUUCAUGCUCUCAGAAGCGAUGCGACUUUCAGGAGCGAUAUGUUUGUACCAGCCCGUUGUUGGCCGCGAUUAUCCAAAGAAAGAGUUUCGAAAAAUUCUCAUUAAUUAUUUCGAACCGACUCAUACUGAGUUUUAUUUUGAAAAACUCACUAAAAGUCACCAGCAACCCGUCAGAUGCGAACAGUACCGAAAAGAGAAAAGAUCCACUUCAAUGUUGAGCGAUUGGAAGAAAAUGCUCCCUGCCCCGAUGCCCUUCUUGAUUGUGAUUUUGGACUUUUGA